Messenger RNA from Ceratotherium simum simum (southern white rhinoceros), 873 nucleotides. The record is from RefSeq and is a predicted model, not a curated record. Lineage: Eukaryota; Metazoa; Chordata; Mammalia; Perissodactyla; Rhinocerotidae.
AUGCAGCAGGACCUGCUGGAUAGCAGAGAAGUCCUGGGGGAGGAGGCAAGAUACUACCAGGUCAUACACAGGGAGAGCACGGAGAGCGCUGGGCCGGGCAGCGCGCCCCGGAGCCGUGCCCCUGCGCCCAGAGCGCAGCGGCUGCGCCCUGCCCUCUGGGCGUGGGCGAGCUGGCCGCGUGUGCCUUGCUGCUUGACGCGAGCACGAGCCAAUCAGGGAGAGCGGCCCGGGCUGCCAUGUGACGGGCUAGGCGGCCCCUUUCCCCAACGCGGCCAGAGGGAGGAGAGAAGCGGGGCUCGCCGCGAGCCUUCGAGAGCAGCGGCCGCGGAGGAGGCGCCGGCGCCGGCACACGCUCGGGCCAGCCGCGCGCGCAUCCCCGGGCGCCCUGCGCGGCGGAGAGCUCGGCUGGCCGCGGGAGCCCAGGACAGGAGUGGACAAAGCAAGAUGGCAGGGAUCUUAGCCUGGUUCUGGAACGAGAGGUUUUGGCUCCCCCACAAUGUCACCUGGGCGGACCUGAAGAACACGGAGGAAGCCACCUUCCCGCAGGCUGAGGACCUCUAUGUCGCCUUUCCCCUGGCCUUCUGCAUCUUCAUGGUGCGGCUCAUCUUCGAGAGAUUUGUAGCCAAACCAUGUGCCAUAGCCCUCAAUAUUCAGGCCAAUGGACCACAGAUUGCUCAGCCAAAUGCCAUUCUGGAAAAGGUCUUCACUGCAAUUACAAAGCAUCCUGAUGAAAAGAGGUUGGAAGGCCUCUCCAAGCAGUUGGACUGGGAUGUUCGCAGCAUACAACGCUGGUUUCGACAGAGACGCAACCAGGAGAAGCCAAGCACGCUGACGAGGUUCUGCGAGAGCAUGUAAGUUGCUGUUUUUCUUUUU